AGAAAUGGACUUUAAUCUAAGAAUUAAAUUAGAAAUUUACAAAAUGUGUGAUACUAACUUGAAAUUUUCUUCUUUAACGAUUCAUCCAAUCGAAAUAUUAAAUUAAUGUCACCCUCUUAUUUAUAAUUUGCAUCUAUUAAAAAAAAUAGGCAGCAUAAUAAUAUUAUAGGUUAGGUAUUCGAUUUCUGGUAAACGAAUCUUACGGAUGAAACUAGGCCUUUUUGACGCAACUUUCAGUUAUUUACCCGCAUUUACAGGUACUUCUGAAAGCACCUGUCAGUCCGAAAGCAUCAGUUGUUUUAAAAAUAAAGUGUUUUUGCUACGUGUCAAUAAGGUAAGCAGUGAACAUUCUGCUACACAAAAAAUCGAUUAGAUUGUUUUGACACUUUUUAAGGAAGGUAUCCCUAAAAAUAGAAAGCAAUGCGGCAGCUAAAGGGCAAAACAAAAGAGACGAGCAAACAGAAAAAGGAACGUAAAAAGGAAUUCGUGGAAAACAAACAGCGAGUAUUUUCUGUCGUUUUGCCGACACUGGCAGCAAUUGCUGCUUUGAUAGCUGCCUAUGUCUACAUUAAGACCCCCAAAGGAACCAAGUACGUAACAUGUGGUUCAGUUUUAAAGUUAUUAAAUACUGAUUAUAAAGUGAGGUUGCACUCUCAUGAUAUAAAAUAUGGAACUGGAAGUGGACAACAGUCAGUAACAGGAACGGAGGCCAAAGAAGAUGGAAAUUCGCAUUGGUUAAUUAAAGCUGAAACUGGAAAAGAGUGUGGACGAGGAAAGCCAAUAAAAUGUGGAGAUGUCAUUCGAUUGGAACACGUCGCAACUAGAAAAAAUCUUCAUUCGCACCACGUUAGUUCUCCACUAAGCAGUAAACAAGAAGUUUCUGCUUAUGGCGAUAGUAGAGGAGAAGGAGAUUCCGGAGAUCACUGGGUUGUAGUUUGUGAUUCAGAUUUUUGGGAAAGAGACGAUUCAGUCAUGUUCCAACACGUCGAUACUGACACAUAUUUAUCAGUAACGGGAAGACAAUAUGGUUCUCCAAUCGUCGGACAGAUCGAAGUGGCCGGAGAAUAUUCACCGUACAAUGCGCAGUGGAAGGCAAUGGAAGGUUUCUUCAUCCACCCGAGUGAUUUCAAAUCUCAGCAUUAUGAACACACAGAACUGUAAUCCCCUGAUAAAUAAGACUUGAGUCUAUUGUUUGUGAUGCCAAAAUAUGAUAAUUCUACAUUUUGCAUAAUUUAUUGAAAAAAAGGAAA
Messenger RNA from Belonocnema kinseyi, 1250 nucleotides. RefSeq names its product single-pass membrane and coiled-coil domain-containing protein 4-like. Lineage: Eukaryota; Metazoa; Arthropoda; Insecta; Hymenoptera; Cynipidae. Bases 421 to 1161 code for a protein of 246 amino acids. The record is from RefSeq and is a predicted model, not a curated record. The transcript has 5 exons.